AUGCGAAGAAACUCUGCCCCUCCCUUUUCAAGGACGACGGUCAGUAUUUUUGUCAACUUAGUAGCCAACUGUCGAAAUUGUGGGCUCGUGGAGUCACUGAGCUCUUCUGUAAAGUUUCUAUUUGAUAUUGUUACUGUUACUUCAAAAACAAUCUCUUCCUCUGCAGUGGUUGGUUUCGUGGGUGGCAACCCCACAGAACUUGUUGAUACUACACUCCUUGAUGGUUCCAGCAUCGAAAAUGACACAGUCACAAGUUUCUUGGACGAUGAGAUGGUGGCUAGGGUUGAAACGCUUGGCAAUACCUCAGAUAACGAUAAAACAAGAGAAUAUACGCUUGUUGAUUCUCCUUUUGAAGUAGUGGUCGUACUUUGGGAUAUUAAAAUAGAACGAGAACUUGUUGCUGAUUGUUUCGAUAUCAAAGUGGACACACUCACUAAUGUCGCAGAUGAAGAUAAAACAGAAGGUGGGAUACUUGACGAAUCUGGUGUUACUAUGGCGGAUGAUGUCGCACGGACCGUACUUUGUGAUGGUGAGAUAAACAGAGAACUUGUUGCUGAUUCUUUCAAUAUCGAAGAGGAUACACUCACUGUUACUUCAGAUGAUGAUGAAACAGAAGGCAACACACUUGAUGAAUCAGGUGUUACGACAACUGAUGCUGUGGCUCUGGCUGUACUUUCAAGUGACGGUGAGAUGACCACAGAACUUGUUGCUGAUUGUUUCAAUAUCAAAGAGGAAACACUCACUAAUAUCGCAGAUGAAGAUGAAAAAAAAGGCAGUACACUUGACGACUCUAGUGUUACGCCAACAGAUACUGCAGCACUGGCCGAGAUAAUCAUAGAACUUACUGCUGAUCGCGUCGAUAUCGAAGAUGAAACAUUUUGUAAUACGUCAGAUGAUGAUGAAACAGAAGGCAGGGUACUGGUCGAAUUUGGCGUUAGACCAACGGAUGCUGUCAAACUGGCCGUACUUUUUGAUAGCGAGAUAGUUACAACACUUGUUGCUGAUGGCGUCGAUAUUAAAGAUGAAAUAUUCACUGAAACCUCAGAUGAUGAUGAAAGAGAAGCCAGGACAGUGGUCGAAUUUGGUGUUACCCUAAUGGAUGCUGCCGUACUUUGUGAUAGUAAGAUAGCCACAGAACUUCUUACUGAUGGCGUCGAUAUCAAAGAUGAAACAUUUGCCAAUACUUCCGAUGAUGAUGAAACAGACGGCUGGACCAUGGUCGAAUUUGGUGUUACGCCAAGGGAUGCUGUGGCACUCGCUGUACUUUGUGAUAGUGAGAUAGCAGACGAACUUGUUGCUGAUGGCGUCGGUAUCGAAGAUGAAACACUCGCCAAUACUUCAGACGAUGAUGAAACAGAAGGCAAUAUACUGGUUGAAUUUGGUGUUACGCCACGGGAUGCUGUGGCACUAACCGUACUUUGUGAUGGUGAUAUAGCAGACGAGCUUGCUGCUGAUGGCGUCGAUAUCGAAGAUGAAACAUUCGCUGAUAAUUCAGCCGAUGAUGAAACAAAAGGCAGGAUACUGAUUGAGCUUGGUGUUACGCCAAGGGAUACUGUGGCACUCGCUGUACUUUGUGACUGUGAGAUAGCAAAGGAACUUCUUUCCAAUGGCGUCGAUAUUGAAGAUGAAACAUUCGCUGAUACUUCAGACGAUGAUGAAACAGAAGGCAAUAUAUUGGUGGAAUUUGAUGUUAUGCCAAGGGAUGCCGUGGCACUAACCGUACUUUGUGACAGUGAGAUAAAAAAAGAACUUGUUUCUGAUGACGUCGAUAUCGAAGAUGAAACAUCCGCGGAUACUUCAGAUGAUGAUGAAACAAAAGGCAGGAUACUGGUCAAAUUUGGUGUUACGCCCACGGAUGCUGUCAAACUGGCCGUACUUUGUGACAGUGAGAUAGUCACAAACCCUGUUGGUGAUGGCGUCGAUAUCGAAGAUGAAACAUUCGCUGAUACCUCAGAUGAUGAUGAAACAGAAGACAAGAUACUGAUUGAAUUUGGUGUUACGCCAAGGGAUGCUGUGGCAUUCGCCGCACUUUGUGAUAGUGAGAUAGGAGACGAACUUGUUGCUGAUGGCGUCGAUAUCGAAGAUGAAACAUUUACUGAUACCUCAGAAGAUGAUGAAACAGAAGGCAGGACACUUGAUGGAUCUGGUGUUGCGCUAAUGCGCACAGUCGUUAGUGUUCUAGUUUGCGAUUGUGAGGUACACACACAACUUGUUCGUGAUUUUUUCGAUAUCGUCGAUGAAAAGUUCGCUGGUUCCUCUGAUAAUGAUGAUGGAACCGAAGACACACUAGUGUUUGAAUCAAAUUUUGAGGUUGUAAAUAUUGUUGCAACGGCCGUAGGUGGGAGUAGUGUGGGCGACAAAGAGCUUGUUGCUGCUCCACUGCCUGAUUGUUUGAAUGUUGACGGUGUUACUGAUGUCUUGGUUGUUAAUGAAACAGAAGGCGAUACACUGGUUGAAUUUGAUGUUACUGACCCUAUAAGGUAA
Orbicella faveolata is the source of this 2484-nucleotide messenger RNA. RefSeq lists its product as uncharacterized. Lineage: Eukaryota; Metazoa; Cnidaria; Anthozoa; Scleractinia; Merulinidae. The record is from RefSeq and is a predicted model, not a curated record.